This is a messenger RNA of Caenorhabditis remanei, 2850 nucleotides long. RefSeq lists its product as uncharacterized. The record is from RefSeq and is a predicted model, not a curated record. NCBI's taxonomy places the organism in Eukaryota, Metazoa, Nematoda, Chromadorea, Rhabditida, Rhabditidae. Gene Ontology annotation, molecular function: RNA binding; protein binding. Bases 1 to 2850 code for a protein of 949 amino acids. The transcript has 14 exons.
AUGUUGCCUCUGAGAAAGACGACAGACCAAUAUGGAGUCUUACCGCCACCAGCAGUCCCACCGCCAAACGCAACCAUCACAUCGGACAGCAGGACUACGAACGAAGCCUGCAUUGCACGUUUGCAACAGCUCCAGUUGCAACCCUUCCCAAAGAUAUACCCAACAACAAAGCUUCCUGGGAAUAGAGGGAGUAGCGUUGAUAUCCAAACCAAUGUAUUUGGAAUCGAAAUUCAGAAAAGAUCCGAUAUAUUUCAAUACAGUGUUUCCAUCAAGACUGAUUUAACGUCUAGUAAAGAAGUCGUCUUCACCAAAAAGGGAAAAGAAGAUUUUGUCGUCAGAGAACGGCAUGAAAAAUGUUGUUCAAUUCUAAUGCAUGCAUUCGACCGUUAUUCGGAAUUUUUUCGCACCAACGAAAACACUCUGAUAUAUGAUGGUCAAAGCAUGAUGUACUCCACGUUCGAUCUCUUCCAAGAGUCAUCUGAUGGGGAAACAAAGACAAAGCUACUUCCGAUCAAUGGUAACGAUACGAACCACGAAGACCUCAAAAGCUUGCCUUAUAUCAAGCUUGAAGUUCACGCUACUAAAAAUCCGCCUGUUAAGUUUUCCCAGGAAGACAUUGGACGACGUUCCUCUGAUUCGAGGAUUGACUCUAUUCAUGGCGCUUACCAUCAUAUUUUGGAACUAGCUCUCAACCAAUCUUGCAUCCGAGAUUUCACGAGAUGUAUGGUUUUCGAAAACGGUAAAAUUUUCUUCGUCAAUCCAUUAAAAGAGGGCUUCUCUCGAGAUGACUUUGUCGAUGUUGGUGAUGGAAAGCAAAUGAUGCCUGGAAUCAAAAAGACUGUUCAGUUUAUUGAAGGACCUUACGGAAGAGGACAAAGCAAUCCAUCAGUCGUUAUCGAUGGAAUGAAAGUUGCGUUUCAUAAAGAGCAGCCUUUGAACGAAAAAAUUCGAGAAAUCAUCUCCAAAAAUUUUACUGAUUGCAUCAGCGACUUUGAGAGAGAACGUUGUGUGGCGGUCAUUAAAGGUCUAGAUUGCUAUACUACCCAUGCUAAGCGUGUCCGUCAUCUCACAAUCGAAGGAAUCCAUCACGAGGGCGCCAGAAAAUCCCGUUUUCAACUUAAAGAUGGUGGAGCAUCUACUGUAGCUGAAUAUUUCAGAGAUCAUUAUAAAAUCGAGCUUAGGUAUCCGAAUGCCAAUCUCGUUGUUUGUAAAGAACGAGGAAAUCUGAAUUUCUAUCCGAUGGAGCUGGUUUUUAUAUCACCAAAUCAGCGUGUCAAAAUUUCUCAGCAAACCAGUGCACAGAGUCAGAAAACAACAAAGGAAAGCGCAGUUUUGCCUGAUGUUCGCCAGCGAAUUAUCAUGACAGGAAAAAUUGCUGCUAAAAUUUCAUCAGAUAGCAAAUAUCUUAACGAAUUUGGACUUUCCGUCUGCGACGAGCCGCUCAUGGUCACUGGUCGUAUUCUUCCCCCGGUAAAACUAGAGGGUCGUACAUCUUCCAAUAUGCUUCCUAUCAAAGACAAUAAAUGGCGUCUCGGCCAAUAUGCACGACCGGCCCAAGCUCCAAAAGUGUGGGCAAUGUAUGCUGUUGGAUUGCCAUCAAGCCGUUUUACUCCCGCUUUGCUAAGCAAGUUUGGGGAUGAAUUUUCUGCCAUGUGUAGAUCAAAAGGAAUUGAGAUGCCAGCACUGGGUGAUAUUGAUCUUGUCUUAGCCCAAGAUAUUGAAAAGAAGCUAUCAAUCGCAGCUGAUGCGGGUUGCACUUUUGUGUAUAUCAUAACAGAUGAUGCGAUCACUAAUCUUCAUCACAUGAAAAUGUCAAAAGCUCAUGCCGUCGUCAGUCAAGGAAAAAAACUUACUUUAGAGAACAUAGUCAACAAGACGAAUAUGAAGCUUGGUGGUAACAACUAUAUUUUUACGGAUAGUAAAAAAUACCUCGAUGAUAUUCUAGUUAUCGGUGUUGGUAUCUCUCAGCCACCACCAGGCAAUAAAUUCAUCUUAGAAGGAAAAGGUUUGCUGAACCCGAUGGUCAUUGGUUUCGCUCACAAUGGGAAGGAAAAACAAGAAUUUUCCGGUGACUUUGUUCUGAGCCCUGCUGGACAAGAUACUCUGGUUGUUGUCGAAGAAGUGCUCAAACAAUCCAUUUCAGGAUAUCAGAAGUGGCACGACGGACAAUGUCCAAAGCGUAUUAUCAUGUACAGAAGUGGUGUCAGUGAAGGAAGUCAAGGGAAUGUCAUAGCAUAUGAACUUCCUCUUAUCCGAUCUACUAUUGAUUCGUUCUCGAAGAAAAUCCAGUUUGUUUACAUCGCUGUGUCAAAAGAUCAUAGUUACCGUUUCUUCAAGAGCAACUUGAACACUCUAACAAAGAGCAACACUGCGAUUUCGAAAGGACAACAAUCAUCUGUAACUGGAAGCAGAAGUGCUAUGCCCGCCGCUGGGGCUCCAAAAGCAUGGGAUCUAAACAUUGCUCCUGGAAUUAUUGUUGACAGCGUUAUUACCAAUCCAGCCUGCUCACAGUUUUUCCUAAACUCGCAUAUUACUCUACAGGGUUCCGCGAAGACCCCGCUCUAUACAGUUUUAUCGGAUGACACCCAUGCAUCAAUGGCUAGUUUGGAAGAGCUCACCUACAAUUUAUGUCAUCUUCAUCAAAUUGUUGGUCUUCCAACUUCUCUCCCAACGCCAUUGUAUGUCGCCAACGAAUACGCAAAAAGAGGAAGAAACUUGUGGAACGAAGCGUACUCAAGAAAUCCGGUACCUCGAGGAACUGGCUCGGAAAGCGAACUCCUUCAAGAAUUGUCCAAUGCCAUUAACUACAAGGCUUUUGGAAGUUUCCUUGAUCGGCGUGUAAACGCCUAA